Falco peregrinus (peregrine falcon) is the source of this 1449-nucleotide messenger RNA. RefSeq names its product MON1 homolog B, secretory trafficking associated (gene MON1B). The coding region runs from base 15 to 1403 and encodes 462 amino acids. The record is from RefSeq and is a predicted model, not a curated record. The transcript has 4 exons. Gene Ontology annotation, biological process: protein targeting to vacuole; vesicle-mediated transport. Lineage: Eukaryota; Metazoa; Chordata; Aves; Falconiformes; Falconidae.
CAACAGCAGCUGCCAUGACAUCGCCAGGGUGCCGGCGUGGUGCAGAGGAGGACGUGACGGCAGCGGGGUGGCGGUGCCGGAGGAAGCACGUCUUUGUGCUAAGCGAAGCAGGGAAGCCCAUCUACUCCCGGCACGGCAACGAGGAAGCGUUGGCGGCCACCAUGGGUGUCAUGAUGGCACUCGUCUCCUUCAUCCAGAGUGGUGGCAACGCCAUCCGCGCCAUCUGCUCCGAGGACCGGACGCUGGUGUUUGAGCAGCGGGGGCCGUUGCUGCUAGUGUCAGUGUCACGCACACGGCAGUCAGCAGCCCAGCUGCGGCGGGAGCUGGCGUUUGUCCAUGAGCAGAUCCUCAGCCUCCUCACCCGUGGCGGCAUCGCCCGCGUCUUUGCCCGCCGCCGCGGUUAUGACCUCCGGCGCCUCCUGGCUGGUGCCGAAGCCGUCCUGGACCGCUUGCUUUCUGGUGCGGCAGCAGACGGGCGGUUAUUGUUGGGUGCCGCGCGUUGCCUGCCCCUCCCCGCGCCUCUCCGACGGGCAGUUUCAGGGGCUCUGCGCCGCGCUGCCGCUGCCGCCGUCCCCGCGCCUGCUUUGGCCUUGCUGGCAGCUGGUGGGCGGUUGGUGACGGCAGCGCGGCAGCGGGCCUUGGCAGAGGGCGGGCAAUUGUGUGCCAGCGACCUCCACCUCCUCCUCAACCUUUUGGGGAGCGGGGUAGGGGCAGGUGAGGUGUGGACCCCUGUCUGUUUACCCCACUUCAACCCCGAUGGCUACUUCUACGCCUAUGCAGCAGCACUGGGCGAGGAGGAAGAGGAGGAAGGAGGCACUGGUGGCAGAACCAGCGGUGCAGUGACACUCAUCCUGCUGUCAACAGAGCGUGAGGGGUUCUACGCAGCAGCAGGGUGCCGGCGGCACUUGGAGGAUACCCUGCGAGUGCAGGGGUGGUUGGGGGAGCUGGCGGCAGCGGUGCGGGGGGGGGCAGGCUAUGGCCCCUCCCGCCCUGGUGCCCCUGAGCUCCGCCAUUUUCUCUACAAGCCCUUGGAGGGGCCGGAGGAGAUGCAGCAGCUGCCACAGUUUACAAGCCCCGAGCUGGAGGACCCCUACACUAGCGAGGAGGAGCAACACCGGCUCUUUGACCUGUACCACUACCUGCACAGCCGUGUGCACAGCCCCCACCGGCCCCUGCGCCUCCUCUACCACGUGGCAGAGAAGGAGACGCUUUUAGCUUGGGUGACAAGCAAGUUUGAGCUGUACGGCUGCUUCAGCCCACUGGUGACCAAGGCGGGGGCCAUUGGGGUCCUCACCAAGCUGCUGCGCUGGCUGAAGAAGGAGGAGGACUGGCUCUUCAUCCGUUACCCACCGCCAUACUGCGCCGCCCCUGCCCGCCCUGAGGGGGCCGAGGCCGAGGGCUGAGCACCCCCCGGCCCUGACGUGGGGAAUAAAGCGCCGCCAGAGAAAA